ACAUUUUCCCGCCAAAGUCAAUAACCUGUCAAUUUGAAAUUUUGUGAGAAAAGAAAGAGCUUUGAAAUUUUUUUUAUAUUCAAAUCCUGAAUAACAAUAGACUUUCUUGCAAAAUAUAGCUAAUAAUAUAAACCAAAGAUGCCCAUUUCUCAUGUGCCUUUCAGAUAUGCACAUAACGAAGGAUACACUGAUAUUUGUUUCUCAGAGGAUGGACAGAAAUACGUAACUUGUGGCUCAGAUGGGGACAUUCGAAUUUGGUCACAAGAUCUAUACGAAGACCCUGUUCACAAUUGUGUUGGUGAAUGGGCACUAGCAGUUCGACAAAAAGGAAGUAAACUAUACAUUGCCACCAGCAAUAAUGACGUUCAAAUUAUCACAUUUCCUGACGGUGAUAGAGAGGGUGUACUUGAUAGAUUCGUGGCUCCAAUUAAUAACAUUGCUAUAUCCAAAAGCGGUGAACUCAUAGCACUGGCAGCAGAACAAAUGGAAGUAAAACUCAUUCAGUUUGAGGGAGAGCAAAAAAAGAUUUCAACUAUAGAAGGCACUGCUCCAUUUUUGAGUGUAGCCAUUUGUCCUAAAUCUAAAUUAGUUGCAGCUUCUUGCGGAGAUGGCAAACUUCGUGUGUGGAAUGUUUCAGAUAAAUCUCUCCAAAAAGAAAUAAAUUGUUUUCCUAAAGUAAACAGUUUUUCUAAUGCAACAGUCUUAUGUAGGAUAGAUUUCAAUCCGAAAGAUAGUAAUCAACUUAGCUAUCCAGAUGGGGCUUCUGUUGUCAUUUUGAAUACUUCAGAUUGGUCAGAAAUAUGUACUUUGAACUGUGACGAUGUAACGAAACCGUAUUCUAUUGUUCAAUACUCACCUUGUGGCAAAUACCUGGGUGCUUCUUCUGUUGAUGGAGAUUUUGUUGUUUGGGAUGUUGCUGGAGAAACUGUGAAUAAUGUUACAAAACACCCAAAUAGUACCAGAAUAUCUGCGUUUGUUUGGAACCCUUCAGGGCAGAAUCAAAUCGUUUAUACUGAUAUAGAAGGUCAACUGGGAGUAAUGUCGGAUUGUAUCAACAAAGAAGAUUCUUCCAAAGAGAAAAAGGAGGAAAACGAAACUGGAGAAACUGAAAAUGAUGAUGUAGAUUUUGGAGAGUAUCAGUUUGAAGACGACGAUGAAGACAAUGAAAAUGCUGUGUCAUUGGAGAAACUUAAGAAGCAAUAUGCUGAAGACGCUGAACCAGAAAUACAAUCAGUUAUGUCGAGGGCCUCAACUCCUAGACCUAGAACGCCUGAAAUACCGCUUCAGGAAGCUUUUAUGCCUUCUUCGACACCUUACCACUUAGACCCGAGAUAUCUUUGUUGGAAUGAAGUAGGAGUAGUUAGAUGUUACGGCAGUACUGUAGACGAAGAUGAGAGUAAUUCGAAAUCGAUCGAGGUGGAUUUUCACGACUCAACGUUCCACAGCAGUAUGAUGAUGCAAAAUUAUCAAAAUUACACAAUGGGUUCCUUGAGCACAUCUGCCCUAGUCGUAGCAAACACCAGUCAGAUCAAUGUGAUUCCUCUUGCUUCCCGAACGAAAGAAUGGACUCUGACGAUGGAGGAUACAGAAGAAAUAGUGGCCGUUGCAGCUUCUGAAUUGUUAGUUUGUGUAGCUUUGGCCAAUUAUAUCGUGAGAGUGUGUUCUCCUUUUGGCACCCAGAGGGCAGUAUUCUCCUUACCUGGUCCCAUAGUAUGCUUAUCUUCAUUCAGGGAUGAUAUUUUAGUGGCUUAUCAUUCUGCACCUGUCAGGAAAGGAGACCAAUGUAUUGCUUUCAAGUUGAUCAGAUUAGAAGGGAUGAAUUUCCAAGGUCAAGACCUUGGAUGUACUCUGGGACCCCAAAGCACCCUACAUUGGAUGGGAUUCUCAGAUUUAGGCACUCCCGGAGUGUUAGACUCCUGCGGGUUACUCCACAUGUAUCCCUUGAACUGCAACACUUGGAUACCAUUUUGCGAUGUCAACAAACAUAAAAAGGGCAUGUCCGAUGAGUUCUUCGUUACGGCUAUUUUGGAAUCCUACCAGACAUUGUGCGGUAUAAAAUGUAGGGGUACCAGGUAUCCAACGGUAACACCAAGACCAACCAUGUGCGAAGUACCUUUGGAGGCACCUUUCGCAGAGUUAUCAACAGAAAAGGGACAGAUGGAGAGCAGUAUGUUCACUUGGUCCACUCUGCAGAUACCGAAUACUGAGAAGAAACUGAAGGAAGCAGCUCUUAAAACUUUUGCGCUGGCUUGUAAAACUAAUUUGGACCAAAGAGCUCAAGAAAUCAUGGAGAUAUUGGCAAACCCGACGAUUAUCAAUUUAGGAAUCAAAUACGCCUCAAGGUUGGAUAAAAAACGUUUGGUGGAAAAACUUACAGACCUCGCAGCAAGAUUAGUGAAUGAGGAGGAUGUAAAUAAUACAGUACAGGAAGUGGAAUCUACUGAAUCUGAAAUUCCUAGGAGAUUGACUCUAGAUCUGAAGAAUAGUUCUCGAAAGAAAACUAUUGUGGGAAGUGGAGAGGGAUCGAAAAAUGGAGAAUCCGAAAAGUCCGAAACACAGGAUUCAUUUUCGACAUCGAUAAAUGGUUCAAUUAAUUCUUCGAUGGCUUUCGAUUCACAAGAAUCUGCGAUAAUAACAGCGCCCCCAAAAAAUCCAUUUUUGAAAAGUUUGAAGAAAACCAAACCUGCCGAUCCUAAUCCUUUGAGUCUUUUAGACAGUACGGCAGGAAUCAGUUUUAAUGCAGACAAAUUGAAUGGUAAAAAAGAAGAGGGAGCAGAGAAAAGGAAACAACCCGAGUCAGAGACUGAAAAUCAAAAAGCUAAACAAAGAAAGUUGGAUCGUUUUAUGUUUGGUAAACGAUAAUCAUCAAAAGAAUAAGAAAAAACUUUAUUCCUAUUUUUAUAAAUAAUUUUUACAUCAUUUAACUUAUUUUAAUCCUCAUAAGUGCCUUUUCAAUUUGUAAAUAUAUAAUUCUAGUGUAA
Harmonia axyridis is the source of this 2981-nucleotide messenger RNA. RefSeq names its product WD repeat and HMG-box DNA-binding protein 1 (gene Ctf4). The transcript is spliced from 13 exons. NCBI's taxonomy places the organism in Eukaryota, Metazoa, Arthropoda, Insecta, Coleoptera, Coccinellidae. Gene Ontology annotation, molecular function: chromatin binding; protein binding. Gene Ontology annotation, cellular component: nuclear replication fork. The record is from RefSeq and is a predicted model, not a curated record. Bases 139 to 2862 code for a protein of 907 amino acids. Gene Ontology annotation, biological process: DNA-templated DNA replication; DNA repair; mitotic cell cycle.